AUGAAUGGAGAAGCUGGGCACGACGGCGGCGAAGAGAACUUCGGCACCUGCCUGAGCAGCCUACUGGACAACGGCAGCAUCGACAGCCACCGAUACUAUCUGGCUCGGAGGACUAUGCUCGAGAUGCUCAAAGACCGUGGCUUCGCGGUCCCCAGUUGCGAAAUAGAUGUCUCGCUCGAGGAAUUUAGGAACAAGCAUGGGCAGACGCCGGUGGCCGAUGACUUGAGGAUCUCCGCUCUUCACAAGGACGAUCCUUCGAUUAAGGCUAUGGUUAUAUUCUGUGGACAAACCGUUGUUAAGGUUAAUGUUAUUCGUGGCAUUUCGUCUAUGAUAGUUAACAAGGAUAGCCUUAAUCGGCUGAUUUUGGUGGUGCAUAACAAAAUAACCACCCAGGCCAUGAGAGCUGUGGAACUUUUCCCUUUCAAAGUAGAAAUUUUCCAGAUCACUGAUUUGCUCGUCAACAUAACGAAACACGAGUUGAAGCCAAAACACCUAGUGUUGACCAAUCAGGAAAAAGAAGAACUACUCAGAAAGUACAGCAUUACUGAAAAGCAGCUUCCUCGGAUGUCACAUAAAGAUGCCAUUGCCCGUUACUAUGGUCUCGAGAAAGGUCAGGUAGUAAAGGUCACCUACAGUGGUGAAUUAACCCAGCUGCACGUGACUUACCGGUGUGUCUGGUGA
Striga hermonthica is the source of this 681-nucleotide messenger RNA. NCBI's taxonomy places the organism in Eukaryota, Viridiplantae, Streptophyta, Magnoliopsida, Lamiales, Orobanchaceae. The record is from the annotation of a GenBank genome assembly.